AUGCCUAGAGGAAGACCUCGCCGAAAUCUUAGAACCAAAACACAAUCCGUUCACGCAAAUGGUGGGGCUAAUGACAACUUGAAUACGGAGCUUUCAGAAACAGAGAAUCGCCCUGAAGACAACAUUGACGACCCAAUUGAGAUCCAAACCGCCGACGAGGAAGAAAAUUCUUCCUCCGACGAAAACAACUCAGAUUCAUCUUCAUCCGAAAUUCCUCGGAAGAGGAAACUUACUGAGGGGAAAAUUGAUGUCGAUGAAGAGCUGGAAAGUGUUGACGACGAGGAGUUGACAGAUUCCGACUUGGACGAUGAAUAUUACGUAGAGGGAUUGGAUGGAGACGAUAGUAGUCGAAAUGAUGUGCCCACAGAUUUGCCCUUAAGCUUUUGCGGACCCGCGGAAAAGGCCGCUGAAACAUGUCGUCUUCCAGCCCGUCGUAUCACUGCUGACGAAUCGUCGAUGUUUCCGUUUCUGGAAGACGAUGAGAAUGUAGCUCUUAGGCCGGCCUAUCUUAUUGCUCGCAAUGCAGCUUGUCACAUGUGGACAGAGGAUCCCACGGUGCAGGUGACGACGGAUCGCCUAAUGGGCUAUCUCGUCUCGUCUAGUAAUGAUCAAGCUGUACUUUGCAUGCAUGCAUCUGGCUUAACCGCCUCUCUACCCACCAGUGAAGAUGCUUCUCCUAUUACCUCUGUUUGGUCAACUCCAGUAGCGCGGCAAAAUUUGGAACGACUCGCCUAUCUAGCAGUCCUCUUCCUUGAACGCUAUGGCUAUAUCAAUAUUGGGGCUUUUAAGCAACUGGCAGCGCCUCUGACGCGAGCUGUAAAACCGGCUUCGGGUGAUUCGACCACAUCGACGACACGAAGGGGUGCCGAUAAGCACGCAGCUAAUGCCAUGGUACCCCUCAGGGUUAUCAUUUGUGGUGCUGGAGCAGCUGGGCUCAUGGCGGCGCGUCAGUUAGUAUAUUUCGGUGCUCAGGUCACCGUUUUUGAGGCCAGAGACCGAAUUGGUGGCCGGAUUUGGACCUACAAACAGGGCAAUCAGUUUGCCGACCUCGGUGCAAUGAUUAUAACGGGAAUGUCUGGAAACCCGUCUACAAUCCUGGCCAAGCAAGGUGGGCUGAUGCUGGCUCCAAUCAAUCCUUGUUGCACGCUUUACACUGCGUCUGGGCGGCCCGUCUCGCAGGAAAAAGAUGCUCGGAUCGAGAAGGAGUUUAAUCGCAUCCUAGCAACUGCUGGACACAUCGCUGCCAAGGAUCCGGAGAAUUUGGCAGGGAAGUCGCUUGGUCAGGUCAUUGAGGACCUAAUUCGCUUUCAAGAACACCGCAUUGUUCCUCUGAAGAUCAGUCACAGAAACCUCGUUUCUAUUCUUUUGCGUCGGAAGGCCAAAAUUUUAAAUGAGAUGGCAGAUGCACGAAGAGAAAUAAACGAGGCUUACAAUGAUUGGCAAGCGCUUUGUAAGGAGUCACACGAGACACCAUCACCGCCAGCUCCACCAUCCUCAUUGACAGCGCGGUCAAGGCGUUCUCGCGUCGUCGUGGAGACUGCCUCCACGAUUUCCGUUAGUUCGACGAAUUCUUCCGCUUCCGCCACGCCUCAUGUCGCUUCGCCUACGAAACAUGAUCCCGAUGCGGGUGAAGUAUCCAAGUUGUCGGGUGUAGUGGACGUGCAGGAUGAGUAUAAUCGUCGACGUCAGUUGUCCAUGUUACAUGCCGCAUGGAAACGAUUUGAUCCGAUGCAAGUGGCCCUUACAAAAAUUAAUCGGCAGCUUGAAGUGCUAGCACAGAAUCCACCUCGUGACGUCUACCUAACCAGCUCCGAACGAAACCUCAUCGAUUGGCACCUAGCCAAUCUGGAAUUUGCCAACGCCACUGAAUUACAAAACCUCUCUCUUAUUCAUUGGGAUCAGGACGACGCCUACGAGCUGGGCGGAGAUCACUGCAUCGUUCAAGGCGGCUUCGGUCAAAUAAUGGAUGUACUCACCAGUUCCUCCGGUGCCUCUGGCACUCUGAGACCCGCUGUAGACAACCCCUGCGGCCAAAUUGAGCUUAAAUCCUCCAUCAAGGAGAUAUCAAUCAGUGAUUCCGGCGUAAAGGUGUCGUGCUUGAAUAAAGCCGUGAGUGAAGACGAGCUCAUUUCCCACUAUGGGGACGUGGUGCUCUGUGCACUACCCUUGGGUGUUCUGAAGGAGUCUGUCAAGAUCUCGAAUGCGGAGAAGAAGCUGGAGCAAGCAGACUUGACAACACUCAGCGCACCGUAUUUCAUUCCUCCCCUUCCACCAUGGAAAUGCGAGGCAAUUGAACGGACUGGCUUUGGCACGCUGAAUAAGUUGGUCCUCUUCUUCAAUGAUUUCUUUUGGGAUCGCAACGAGCGCGUCUUUGGCUACGUUCACGAUUCCACUGAACGUCGCGGCGAGCUCUUCCUCUUCUGGUCCAUCACUGACCGACCGUGUCUCAUCGCUCUCGUUGCUGGCAAGGCAGCAGUCACCUUAGAAACGGAAAUUGCUGCCACCGUGGGACCAAAAGGCGAUGGUGACACCGCGGCCUACCUCAAACUACCUAUUGUCGCUCGUGCUUUGUCCAUUCUACGCAAGAUCUUUGGUCGACAGCAUAUGGGCAAUGUGCCUGAUCCCAUUGGAGCAUAUGCAACGCGCUGGACAUCGGAUGAGAAUAUCCGGGGCUCUUAUUCCUACGUAGCAGUGGGAUCCAGCGGUGAUGACUACGAUUUCUUAGCAGCGCCGGCUUCACAAGUGGCACCUACCCUACCAUCGAGCCUUAGCGCUCCAGCCGCAGCUACAGGGGGAGAAGAGGGCUCGCCACAAGUCCCACUCAGACUUUUCUUUUGCGGGGAGCACACAAACCGACACUAUCCAGCCUCGGUGCAGGGAGCAAUCUUCUCGGGGCUGAGGGAGGUUGCCCGCAUCGCAAACACUUUUUGUCCGGGCGAGACGCCGAUUCGACAGCAUGGCUUUGUGUUGAGGCAGGCACCGUCUGUGACGCAGCAGCAGCAGCCAAUGACAAUGAAGAGGAAGACAGAUGUGUUGCUGUCAGAGAAGUACUGUCGUCGGCUGGUAUCCUGCUCAUUCGACGAGACCUUUCUCCAAGAGCCCCAGGGAUUUCUUGCCGCAGUUUCGGCCCGUAUAAACUGCGAAAAUCCGAACAAUGGGAAGUCGGCUUUUGCGAAAUUGCCUGACUGGGUUGCAAAUCCACCGGCUUUAAUCCGACCGAUUCCUCCAAAAUCUCGUGGUUUUGAUGGGCCAGUUCCACUUCCUUUCUCCAUAACCUGGCAACGGUACACACCUUCUAACGGAUCAGAUGAUUCAGUUCAACUCAUGUCAGCUGAAGAACCAGAUGUUCUAGUGAUUGUUUUGCAGAACCAACUUCGGUCACUUUUGGAAAAUGAAUCGAAAAUCAGCGACUUCUGUGCAACGCUUCGAUCUCUACCGCAGCGAAGACGUGUAUCCGUUAUAAUAUUUGCUCCAAGACUCUCAUCGACCAAGGAUCGCUCUUUUCUCGAUCUCCUUACGCGCCUCCAAUUUGAGUGUAACUUGACAGGUAUUCAACAGGCCUCCACGACGCAAAAUCUCGCUGUCCUUGUGGGCAAUUACACCAAAGCUAUUUGCCAGCGUCCUUUCAAAAAGUCGCGACUGGAUACUCGACAUGGCUUCUCCUUCCUCCCUGCCUCUGCAACAACCGUGGCGGGUGCGGUUGCCGCUCCUCGAUUCCCAUUGACAACAACGUGUCGAGGCACUGGUUUUAACGAAGAAGAUGUGGUUCGUGCGUGGGUUCAUCAAACCUGGCUGCGCCAGCUCGCAACGUGGCGAGGAAUGACUGGGGAGGUGGUUCACGCUGUUGCAGAGGCCUAUCCUACUCCACGUGAUAGCGGUAGUGAUUCUGCAGUAGCAGGAUUGGCUGAGUUGCCGAUCCGUCGAGGUGCUGGCGUCCUGGCAACGGAGACCCGAUUGGGAAAUGCAAUUGCUGCUCGUAUUGCCGCGUUUUUUACCUCUACUGACCCUGACCUUCUUGUGGAUGGUGCCCCUUGA
Echinococcus granulosus is the source of this 4035-nucleotide messenger RNA. RefSeq names its product Lysine-specific histone demethylase. Gene Ontology annotation, molecular function: oxidoreductase activity. The coding region runs from base 1 to 4035 and encodes 1344 amino acids. Lineage: Eukaryota; Metazoa; Platyhelminthes; Cestoda; Cyclophyllidea; Taeniidae. The transcript has 18 exons. The record is from RefSeq and is a predicted model, not a curated record.